CAACGCACACGUCACUUCUUCUCUUUCCCCUCUCUCUCACUAAAAUCUUCUCAAGUGUCUGCAAGUUAAUCCCAUCUUUCCCUCUCUCUCUAAUGGCUUCUUGUCUCUCUCUAUCACUCCUUCACUCCACUUUCUCUCUCUAGAAUUCUCCCUCCUCCUCUCUCUCUAGGGUUUCUACUUUCCAUUUUCCCUGUAAGAGAUUUUUUUUUCCCUUUUUUUUGUUUUUGUUUUUUUGGGGGUGAGUUUUGGUGAACUCCGAUAUGUCAUCCUCCGGUGCGCCUUCAGCGAAUGCUUGCUUCAACAGCAACUGCAAAGAAGUUGUUGAAAGACCAAACAAAGGUUGGCGUCGUCGAACCGGCGAGUUCGCCGACCUAUGUGAUCGUUGCGGUUCUGCUUAUGAUGAUGGCAAAUUUUGUGAGACCUUUCACCUCAACUCUUCUGGAUGGAGAUCUUGUGAGUCUUGUGGAAAGCAAAUCCAUUGUGGAUGCAUUGUCUCUUUCCAUACAUUCGUUCUGUUGGAUGCUGGAGGUAUUGAGUGCAUAUCCUGUGCAAGGAAAAGCUUUAUUUUGACACCAAAUCCUGCCUGGCCUCCACCUUCAUUUUUCCUUCCUCUGCAGCCUGAAAGAAUUAAAGAUGUCAACAGUUGGAAUCCAAUAGCUGGUUCUGGUCCUGUACCAUGGCGUCAAGCACCAAGUUUAUUUAAUGGUUCCACCUUUCAAAAUGAGUUGCAGCACAAGGUACCCUUUCCUGAUGCCACAGGUAGCAUCGAUAGGCUAAGUCUUGGUGAGAGACCAUCUGCCUCGUUGUCUGAGAUCAACAGGAAGGAUUGCUGUGAGAAGUUGAUGACCGGAAAGCUGAAGAUUGGUGUACCUGGAACUCUUGAAAAUGGAUAUGCUGGUACUGACAUUCACUUAUCACAUAUGCAGAAUUUUUCAACUGGAAAUGUUCUUGGUCUUAAUCGUGAGGAGCCACAAUCUUGUAUAAGUGGUCCACGGCAAUUAUCUUAUGCAAACAAUGAUCUUUCUGCUCCCAGCUUUGGUUUGACAGUAGGUUCUGCUUGCAAUUAUGAACCUACUGAUCACAGUAAGGUCUCUGUUAGUGUGCCACAACAAACCACAGUUUCGAAUCCUUUGGGGAAGCAGCUUGGUGGUCAUGCUACAGUGGAUUCUGCUGGAGAGACGCAAGUGAGGAAUUCGAAAAUCCGUGGAGAUGGGAGAGGAAAACAUCAUUUACUUCCUCGUUACUGGCCACGCAUAACAGAUGAAGAGCUACAACGAUUAUCUGAAGAUUCAAAUUCUGUGAUAACUCCUUUGUUUGAAAAGAUGCUAAGUGCCAGUGACGCUGGCAGGAUAGGACGGUUAGUAUUGCCGAAGAAAUGUGCUGAGGCCUAUUUUCCACCAAUUUCUAAUCCAGAAGGGGUGCCUCUCAAGAUGAAAGAUCUGAAAGGGAAUGAAUGGAUGUUCCAGUUCAGGUUUUGGCCUAAUAAUAACAGUCGUAUGUAUGUCUUGGAAGGGGUGACUCCUUGUAUACAGUUGAUGCAAUUGCAAGCAGGUGACAUAGUAACAUUCAGUAGGAUAGAACCAGAAGGAAAGUUGGUCAUGGGUGGCAGAAAGGCUUCAACUAUUCUUACCACAGAUCAGGGAAGUGAAGCUUUCUGUAAUGGUAACGGUGUUACUACAAAUGGGAAUGUAAUUACUAAAAGUAGUAAGUUCUCUGAAGAAGUUCGGGCAAAUUCUACUAAAAAAGGCUUUUCAUCAACUACUCAUGUUGCUGCAACAAGUGCCAGGGCUGAAACUAAAAUGUCUGAUGAUUUGGUUAAGGAAUCAUUAGGAAACAAUCGUUCUAUUCAUUGUAAGCGGAAGGGUAGCAUGCUCGGUUCAAAAAGAAAACGCUUGAGGAUUGAUAAUGAGGAUUUGGUAGAGCUGAAGGUUACAGUGGUGCAAGCCCAAGGGUUGAUGCGUCCACCUUCGAGUGGUGCUCCAACAGUAAUUGUGAUAGAAGGCUGUGAAAUUGAAGAAUACGAGCAGGCUGAUGCACCAAUUAUUGGAAGGCCCAUAAUCCCUCAUAUGGAUCACCUGGGUGAAAAAAUACAGUGGGUACAAUGUGAGGACUGUUUCAAGUGGCGAAAAGUUCCUGACGAUGCUGUCCUUCCAUCGAGAUGGACAUGUUCAGAGAACUCACGCGACCCCGAGAGGUCUGUGUGCUCGGCAGUUCAAGAAUUAACAGCAGAUCAUCUGAGGGACCUACUACCUCAUAUUGAUAAAGGUUUACUGAAAUUACAUGAUGCUUGCACAACUUCCAAGAAAAUGAAGGCUUCUGCACAGGAAAUGGACUUGGUUGAGGCUCUGGAUGGGCUUGAUGCACUUGCUAAUCUUGCUAUCCUAGAUGAGGGAGAGACUCCUCCAGCAUCGUCACAGGCCACAACAAAGCAUCCACGGCAUAGACCUGGGUGUACAUGCAUUGUCUGCAUCCAGCCCCCAAGUGGAAAAGGUCCUAAGCACGACCAAUCAUGUGACUGUAAUGUUUGUAAAUCAGUAAAGCGUCGUUUCAAAACAUUGAUGUUGAAACGUGAAAAAAAGUUAUCAGAGAAAGAGGCCGAAGCUACUUGUCAAAAACUGCAGCCGCAAUUAUCUGGACAAUUGCUUGAUGCUGAUGACAUUCAAGAGUCUAUUGAUGAUACAGCGCAUUUUAGCCCUCAGCAUGGAGAGGAGCUGAACAAUGAGGGUUCUGUUGAUGAUCCCAAUUACCUUAAUGAGAAGAAAUCUCCUGUUGAUGAUCCCAAUUACCUUAAUGAGAAGAAAUCUCUUGUUGAUGAUUCCAAUUACCUUAAUGAUAAGAAAUCUCCUGAUGAUGAUCCCAAUUGCCGUAAUGAGAAGAAAUCUUCUGUUGAUGAUCCCGAUUACCCUUAUGAGAAAUCUUCUGUUGAUGAUCCCGAAUCCCUUGCUGAGAAGAAAUCUUCUGAUGAUGAUCCUGAUUCCCUUGCUGAGAAGAAAUCUUCUGAUGAUGAUUCCAAUUCCCUUGCUGAGAAGAAAUCUUCUGCUUCACCAUUUAAGGGUGAAAUUGACCUGAAUGCUAAGCCAGAGAGGGAUGACGAGCUUUCACCAGGCUCUGAUUCUGGUAGCAUGAUGCGCAUACUCAAAGAUGCUGCAGAGCAAUAUGUCAGGCACUGUGGUAAUGGAAGUUCCAGUGAUAACCAGAAAAGCGGAGAUGGUGCUGGGGAGACAAAUUCGAGUAAUUGUGUUGUUGUUAGUGCUAGCCAUCAACCUGAUGUAGAUCAUAAUAGGCCUUUACCCAUAGGCACUGCUGCAUCUUUGGCUCCAAAUGACCAAUAGGAUGCUCCAAUAUGAGGCGCACCUAAAGUAGCUGUUACUAUAUACAAAAUCAGAGGUACUCUGAUGCGUUGGGGGGACUUGUAUAUUUGGUUUUGCUGGCGCCAGGCAUUGUACAUAGGUAGAUGCAGUAACCGGCGGAAUCUUUCUGCAGUGCACAGGUUACUUUUUCAAUGGGUGGGAGGUGCCUUACAUAUUUAUGAUAAAUAGCUGGAAAGUUUAUGGACUUCAAGUGAAAAUUGCUCGCUUCUUUUUUA
Molecule: messenger RNA, 3586 nt
Organism: Capsicum annuum
Lineage: Eukaryota; Viridiplantae; Streptophyta; Magnoliopsida; Solanales; Solanaceae
Product: B3 domain-containing transcription repressor VAL2
Exons: 13
Coding region: 261-3332 (1023 amino acids)
Molecular function (GO): zinc ion binding; DNA binding
Source: RefSeq, a predicted model, not a curated record